Molecule: messenger RNA, 701 nt
Organism: Varanus komodoensis (Komodo dragon)
Lineage: Eukaryota; Metazoa; Chordata; Lepidosauria; Squamata; Varanidae
Gene: FKBP3
Product: FKBP prolyl isomerase 3
Exons: 6
Molecular function (GO): peptidyl-prolyl cis-trans isomerase activity
Source: RefSeq, a predicted model, not a curated record
GCGGAGCACCGGCUGCUGGGCCAGGAGAAGAACGUGGCCAAGGCGGCCAGCAAGGCGCAGCUCGUCGCCGCCUACGAGCGCCUCUUCGAGACGCAGAGCUUCAGAGGCACCGAGAGCGCGGAGGACGCCCCCGAGGAGGCGAGAGGCGCCGCGGCCGAGGAGGGCAAGCGCAAGGAGGCGAGGCCCGAGGAGGCGGCCGCUGAGGCUCCCCCAAAAUAUACAAAGUCAGUUCUGAAAAAGGGAGAUAAAAUCAACUUUCCCAAAAAGGGUGACAUUGUCCACUGCUGGUACACAGGGAAGCUGCAAGACGGGACCAUCUUUGACAGCAACGUUCAGGCCAGUUCGAAGAAGAAGAAAGCAUCGAAACCGUUGAGCUUUAAAGUCGGCGCUGGAAAAGUGAUCCGAGGCUGGGACGAAGCGCUUCUGACCAUGAGCAAAGGAGAAAAGGCUCACCUGGAAAUUGAGCCGGAAUGGGCUUACGGGAAGAAAGGGCAGCCAGAUGCCAAGAUUCCACCAAAUGCAAAACUUUUCUUUGAAGUUGAACUGGUUGAUAUCGAAUGAGGAUCUCUCUGCUCUUCCAUCCUGGAUAACAGAAGAUGCUCUUCGGUGCAGGAAACCCACGCGUGGCCUUGUAUCUGAUACAGGGAGCCUUUGUAAUUGCUGCUUGGCAUCAGUAUAACUAAAGACUGGUUUGUACGCGA